Molecule: messenger RNA, 3264 nt
Organism: Seriola aureovittata
Lineage: Eukaryota; Metazoa; Chordata; Actinopteri; Carangiformes; Carangidae
Gene: armc1
Product: armadillo repeat containing 1
Exons: 7
Coding region: 316-1146 (276 amino acids)
Molecular function (GO): metal ion binding; protein binding
Source: RefSeq, a predicted model, not a curated record
UUCCUAUGGAAAACAGGGAUGUCCUCAUUCACAAAACAGCUGUACCCAUUUAUCUGCCACAAAACCCAAACACCGUGCCCAGCUGCUAGCUAAAGAAGCAUAGUAAAGAAAGAAGCGCAGGCCUAGCUUUAGUGAAAUUAUUUUGUCACAUUUGUUUUUAAGUUGGCACCGGGACUCAGCUGUUUCUUGUUACGUCGUUUUUGCAUCUCUUGUAACUGAAGUCAGCCGGGGUUGUCUCAUGUUUUUACUAAGAACUGACAAAAAGUGAAGUGAAGAGGUUGGUUUGAUGUGCGUGACAUCACAACAAGAGGCACCAUGAGUGCGGAGCUGGAUGCACUGACUGUGGUGAACCAGCUGCGAGAUCUCGCCGCAGACCCCCUGAACCGGAGAGCCAUAGUAGAAGACCAGGGCUGUCUGCCAGGUCUCAUCCUUUUUUUGGACCACCCCAACCCACAAGUCGUCUACUCUGCACUACUCGCCGUCCGCUACCUGGCAGAAUGUCGAGCCAACAGGGAGAAGAUGAAGGGCGAGCUGGGCAUGAUGCUGAGUUUGCAGAAUGUCAUGCAGAAGACUACAUCACCUGGGGAGACCAAACUGCUGUCCUCUGAGAUCUAUGAGAUCCUGCAGUCGGCUGGUAAAGAAGAGGCCGAACAAGCAGAAGCAGCUGCUGCCUCCUGCCGGCGUAAGGCCCAGUUCUUCCUGGGCUCCAACAACAAGAGGGCCAAAACUGUGGUGCUGCACAUCGAUGGACUGGAUGACUCUACUCGAAGGAGCCUGUGUGAGGAGGCCUUGCUAAAGAUCCGAGGGGUCAUCAGCUUCACCUUCCAGAUGGCUGUCAAGAGAUGUGUUGUCAGGAUCCGCUCUGACCUUAAAGCUGAGGCACUGGGCACAGCAAUCAACUCCACCAAAGUAAUGACGGCUCAGCAGGUGGUGAAGACAGAAGACGGAGGAGAGCUGAUUCUGCCAUUCCAGGAGGACUCUGAGGUGCUGGUAGAGGAGAACACGGACAUCCCAGACUACCUGCCUGAGGACGAGAGUCCGUCCCAGGAGCCGGACAAGGCUGUCACACGUGUAGGCUCUAUCACAGACGGAAUAGGCUGGCUCAGCACGGCCGCCAACUUCCUGACCCGCUCUUUUUACUGGUGACCACUUCCUGUGUUCCUCUCCCUGCUCCCUGUUUUCCCAAAAGUACCAUCCAGCUGCAGCGUUAGCAUCUCUCAGCCUAAUCCCGGACUAAGCCCUGCCUCUCGGUCCUACACUAGUCUAGACUCCCCUCUGCAAAGCACAGAGAGCCCGGCCACACGUGUGCAACAAGUGUUGGACUGCUGGGUGGAGCCUGCAAUAACUUUAACUUGUGUAUAUAUUUAGCUACAAACCUCACUACGGGCUGUACGUGCACAAUUAUAUACUAGCUGCAUUUGUAUUUCACACAACAUAGUCAGAGGACUUUUAAUCAGCCCGAAACCAAAUAGUAUUCUGGAAAAGAGUUUCAUGGCGUUGAGAGAGUUGACACGUGGCAGGUGUAUUUCAUUGUUCUUUGGCUGAUUUUGCGUACAUUGAGAAUUGGGAGUUCCUUUUUUUUUUUUUUUUUUUUUUUGUGCAUGAUUUUGGUUGCUUUCAUCCUGGUAUGUUUCCCAGUCAUUGUCCUUGUACUCUCUAAAUGUUUUCAUAUUUGUCAUUCUUUAUUUCCUAAUUAAGCAGAUUUUUUUUUCAUCCCUAUUGAGAUUUUUUUUUUUUAGCAUGCUAUGAGUCUUUUGUGCCAAUUUUGCCCGAUGCCUGUGAUUGUUGCGUGUGCCUUUUUGACAUUUCACUGUAAUUAUUAUUUAUUCAUCAUUCAUUCAAAUGAUUUGAUAGCAUGUCAGAUGUAACAUUUGUGCUUCCCUAGCAGCAGCCAGCCUCCCCCGGGCUUUUAGCUCAUUGAGGGACAUCACUUCGGUAGAAAUAGUAAACUAGACACCAGCAAGAGGCUGCAGCCUAUUCAGCCACUGGCUCACACGCGUAUGACUGUUGCAUACUGAAAGAGGAACCGAUUAGCUAGCUGGCUGAUUAAUACACCACCGCUCAUUGCGUUUAGCUGUUGCUGCCACAGAUCUGGACUCCGAUCAAGCUUUUAACGCGAGAAAAAUCAAAUGCGAGUUCUGCAGUGGUGGUGAGCUGACUGACUGCUCCUUAUGUUAAUUGCACAGACUUUAGGCUACCUCCGCUUUCAGUGUCCCAUCUCACAUCAGCAUUAAGGUACUUUUAGUAGAACCCUAGAUCUGCAUGGCAAAGACAAACCUGUUAGCCGCCUGCUUGUGCGACCGGACUCCCACUAGCAUUUUUACAGUAUUGUGAACCCGCCUGUUCAGUUCCAUUUUCAGUUUAGCCAGCAGUGUCCUUAAAACAAAGAUCAUGUCAGUGCACACUCUCACACACACACAUACAGAGGACUUACUAAUGCUGUCAUAUGAGCAGUAGCGGCAUAAUGUAACAAGGGUGUGGUUAUGUACAUUUUGUAAAUGGUGCCUGAUUCUCAAAGAUCUCAGGCGUUAACAUGUGAAGGAAAAUUCUGUUUUUGUAAUUCUAAUUCGCAUUUUAUGUCACAAUUUAGGAUAAGAGUUUGUAGCAGCUAAUGCUAAUGCUCUAAGUGAGUAUUUUCCAGAUUCUUUAGCCCGUACCACCCUGUGAGUCACACCAGUUUUAAUUAUUAUCUCCUCUGACUCGUGUGAGUGUCAUUAACUAUGAUACACAAUGCUGACCAGGUGAGUUUUAUUGUUUUGAUGGUGCAGAGACGUCACAGUUGGUUGAGGUCAAACUGAUGGAAUGGCACAGAAUGACCUGAAUAACGUGAACGGAUGGCGGCUAUUCUCUGGAAAAGCAAUAAUAUUUUGCAUUACAUGCAGUCACUAUCGUUCAGCAACAGCCUUCAAAAUAAUGUUUCGACUAAAUGCAAUUAGUUAAAAGUUAGGAUCAUCAUCAAUAUUAAAAUUUCUUCAUCUGUCCAUUUUGCACAGAAUUAAUCUAUCAACCGCAUCACGUGUCUCUGCUCAUAUUGCAAAGAAAAUACUUGAAAAUUUUUUGUUGAUCAAUGUGUAAAUUUCCCUUUACUGUUAGAUUCACCACAUCUGUAAGGCUGACAAAGAACCGCAAAUUAAGUCCUCAGAAAUGUAACAUGUGUACAGACUUCAUCUGUCAUCAAAUGUAAUAUAAUGUAAUGCAAAUCUUAAAACUGUAGAUUCCCUUACACUGUUAAUGCAUACAAUGAUAAAUGUAAAAUCAACCGUU